Suillus subaureus is the source of this 291-nucleotide messenger RNA. RefSeq lists its product as uncharacterized. The record is from RefSeq and is a predicted model, not a curated record. The annotation marks the transcript as partial. Lineage: Eukaryota; Fungi; Basidiomycota; Agaricomycetes; Boletales; Suillaceae. The transcript has a single exon.
ACCACUUUCCACAAUGGAGGCCUUCUAGUAGAACUAGACAAUGAAACCCUGGUGACCUGGAUCAGGAAACCGAUCAACAGCAAAGCACUCACCAGCAAGUUAGGCCCAACAGUAUUGUUCCACAGUAGUGCAUUCCCAAUAGUUAUUGAAUACUUACCUAUCUGCAUACAGAUUGAAAACAAACAGUUCCUCAGAACAACCAAGAAAGAGAACAACCUCCCAGAAAACUCCCUCAUCAACAUCAAAUGGAUCAAACUGGUCAACAGACGCACCCAAGUUCAACAGAAAGCC